This is a messenger RNA of Procambarus clarkii (red swamp crayfish), 649 nucleotides long. Lineage: Eukaryota; Metazoa; Arthropoda; Malacostraca; Decapoda; Cambaridae. The record is from RefSeq and is a predicted model, not a curated record.
AGCAACAGGCAGACAGGAUAUUGACGCAGAGCAACAGGACCGACUGGACAUUGACGCAGAGCAAACAGGACCGCUGGACAUUGACGUAGAGCAACAAGGCAGACAUGAUAUUGACGCAGAGCAACAGGACCGACUGGACAUUGACGCAGAGCAACAGGACCGACUGGACAUUGACGCAGAGCAACAGGACCGACUGGACAUUGACGCAGAGCAACAGGACCGACUGGACAUUGACGCAGAGCAACAGGACCGACUGGACAUUGACGCAGAGCAACAGGACCGCCUGGACAUUGACGCAGAGCAACAAGGCAGACAGGAUAUUGACGCAGAGCAACAGGACCGACUGGACAUUGACGCAGAGCAACAGGACCGACUGGACAUUGACGCAGAGCAACAGGACCGACUGGACAUUGACGCAGAGCAACAGGACCGACUGGACAUUGACGCAGAGCAACAGCAGCACAGGACCGAUCCACUGGACAUUGACGCAGAGCAACAGGACCGACUGGACAUUGACGCAGAGCAACAGGACCGACUGGACAUUGACGCAGAGCAACAGGACCGACUGGACAUUGACGCAGAGCAACAGGACCGACUGGACAUUGACGCAGAGCAACAAGGCAGACCACACCCAGCUACCGACACAUAA